AUGUCUCUACCCCAAAAAACUGAUAUCCUCGUGAUAGGCAGCGGCAACGCCGGCCUCAGCGCCGCCCUCUCAGCGGCACAAACCAAUCCAACCCUAAGGGUAACCGUAAUCGAGAAAAGCCCAGUCUCCUGGGCAGGAGGCAACACCUACUUCACGGCCGGUGCCUUCCGCACCGCGCACAAUGGGCUACACGACCUCCUCCCACUAUUCUGGGGCGGACUCGCGUUAAAGACCCAAGACGGCGGCAAGGGUCUUGUCGAGGACGAGUUACGCGCGGCCAGGAACGCCGGCGUGGAUGUGUUCUUCGACACAGCUGCUACAGCGCUGGUGACUGAUCCGACGAGUGGUGCUGUUGUUGGCGUCGAAGUUGUCAACAGCGAUAGUAGUACUGGCUCACAUAAUAAAAUCACCAUCGCUGUCGAUGCGGUCAUUCUCGCUGCAGGCGGGUUCGAGGCAAAUCCGCAGCUGCGUGCGCAGUGGCUCGGUCCUAGGUGGGAUUGUGCGCGCGUGCGUGGCACGCCGUAUAAUACUGGUGAGAUGCUGCGGAUUGCGCAGCGGGACGUGUCGGCUAAGACGGCGGGGAACUGGAGUGGAUGUCAUUGUGUGGCGUGGGAUGCGGAUGCGCCGGCGGAUUCUGGGAACCGGGAGGUUUCGAAUGAGUUUACGAAGAGUGGGUACCCGCUGGGGAUUAUGGUGAAUCGGGAUGGGGAGCGGUUUGUUGAUGAAGGGUUUGAUAUGCGGAACUAUACGUAUGCGAUGAUUGGGCGGCGGGUGCUUCAGCAGCCUGGGCAGAUUGCGUUCCAGGUUUGGGAUGCGAGAACUGUGGCGUGGCUGCGUGAGGAGGAGUAUCGUAGUGAGGUUGUUCGGCGCAUUGAGGGAGAAUCGUUGGAGGAGCUUGCAGAGAAGUGUGCGGAAGUUGGACUUGCUGAUCCUGGACGUUUUGUGGAGAGUAUUAAGGAGUACAAUGCUUCUGUUGAGGGGGUGGAUGGGCACAAGAGGUGGGAUCCUGCUGUUAAAGAUGGGCUUGCUACUAAGGGGCUGGCUGUUCCCAAGUCGAAUUGGGCAUUGCCUAUUGACAGGCCGCCUUUCCUGGCUGUCAAGGUCACGGCAGGCAUCACUUUCACUUUUGGUGGGCUGGCUGUGGAUCCUGAAACUGCGGCAGUCAUUUCAGAGACGACGAGUGAUGAGGUUCCUGGAUUGUAUUGUGUGGGCGAAAUGCUUGGAGGCAUCUUCUACGAUAACUACCCUGGUGGAAGUGGAUUGACUUCAGGGACUGUCUUUGGGCGUCGUGCUGGUCGAGCAGCAGCAGAGCGAGCUGGAAGAGUGGAAGGCUAG
Molecule: messenger RNA, 1335 nt
Organism: Penicillium mononematosum
Lineage: Eukaryota; Fungi; Ascomycota; Eurotiomycetes; Eurotiales; Aspergillaceae
Exons: 2
Coding region: 1-1335 (444 amino acids)
Source: RefSeq, a predicted model, not a curated record